UUUAACAUUUUCAUGGCUACUCCAACAUUCAGCCUCACAAAACAAAGACCACGAAAGCAAAUGGUGACAAUAGGUGCAAAAAUGUCAUGGAAGUUGAUGUUUGUUGUUAUUUUGGGAGUUUUAGUGCAAACUUCCUCUGCAAGGAAGCUUCUUAGGAGGGAUUUACUCAACUUCAACGGUUUUGACCAAAUUUUAGGAGGUCUUGGUGGCGGCGGUGGUGGAGGCGGCGGUGGUGGCGGUGGAGGUAGUAAUGGUGGAUUUGGUGCUGGCUACGGAUUUGGCGAGGGUCAUGGAUCAGGUGCAAAUGAUGGAUUUAACCAAAUUGUAGGAGGUCUUGUUGGCGGCGGCGGCGGUGGUGGUGGCGGCGGCGGUGGAGGUGGAGGUAGUGAUGGCGGAUUUGGUUAUGGCAUUGGAUAUGGCGGGGGUCACGGAUCCGGUGCAAAUGGUGGCGGUGGCGGAGGAGGGGGCGGUGGUGGCGGUGGCGGUCAAAAUGGUGGUAGUGGUUUUGGUUUCGGACAUGGGUCGGGCCAUGGUGGUGGAGAUUGAUCCCACAAUUUGCUCAAAUCUUAUUUUUAUUAUUAUUAAAUAUAAUAAUUAAUAAGUAAAAAAGCAAAUAAU
This is a messenger RNA of Solanum dulcamara, 618 nucleotides long. Its product is annotated as putative glycine-rich cell wall structural protein 1. The transcript has 2 exons. The record is from RefSeq and is a predicted model, not a curated record. Bases 13 to 546 code for a protein of 177 amino acids. NCBI's taxonomy places the organism in Eukaryota, Viridiplantae, Streptophyta, Magnoliopsida, Solanales, Solanaceae.